Messenger RNA from Asparagus officinalis (garden asparagus), 1893 nucleotides. RefSeq lists its product as uncharacterized. The transcript has 4 exons. The coding region runs from base 1 to 1893 and encodes 630 amino acids. NCBI's taxonomy places the organism in Eukaryota, Viridiplantae, Streptophyta, Magnoliopsida, Asparagales, Asparagaceae. The record is from RefSeq and is a predicted model, not a curated record.
AUGUAUAGUAGUGGAAGGCACCCUUGUAUGCCCAGAUCCUUACGACUUGGAGAACCAAUCGAGUGUGAUCCCGAGAUUGAAAGGACCUUGCGUCAUAUUAGGAAGAAGGCACGAGAAACAAAGGAUAAUUUGAAAAGCAAAAACACCAUGGGAGACCAAGAAAACCAAGGCAAUCAAGACCGAUCCUUGAAGGAGUUUGCAUCACCAACCACCCAUAGCUCCCAAUCUAGCAUCUUGAAGCCUAAUGUUGCUGCCAACAAUUUUGAACUCAAGCCUUCACUCCUCUCCAUGGUUCAGCAAAACCAAUUUGGAGGCACUCCAACCGAAGACCCAAACCUCCACAUCUCAAUCUUUCUGGAGUAUUGUGACACCUUGAAGAUGAAUGGAGUGUCGGAUGAUGCAAUCAAGCUAAGGUUGUUUCCCUUCUCACUAAGAGACAAGGCAAGGGCUUGGCUGCAAUCACUUUCACCGGGCUCCAUCACUACAUGGGACCAACUCUCAGAAGCGUUCCUUGCUAAGUACUUCCCUCCGAGCAAAACAGCCCAAUUAAGAAAUCAGAUAACAACCUUCACUCAAAAAGAAGGGGAGUCAUUGUACGAUGCAUGGGAGAGGUACAAGGGUCUUCUAAGGAUGUGUCCACAUCACGGGUUAGAGGAUUGGCUCAUAAUUCACACUUUCUACAACGGUCUUCUCUACAACACAAGGAUGACCGUGGAUGCUGCAGCGGGUGGUGCAUUGAUGAACAAAAGUGUACGAGAUGCAAAACAACUCAUAGAGGAUAUGGCACAGAAUCAUUUCCAGUGGUCAGGUGAGCGCUCUUUACCCAAAAAGAGCGGGAGGUAUGAUGUAGAUGCAUUAGACCACAUUGCUUCUAGAGUAGAUGCUUUAUUUCAAAAAUUUGACAAGAUGAGCAUGAAUUCAGUAGCAUCUAACUCUACUAACUGUGAAAUAUGUGGUAUCAUUGGACAUUCUGCUGUGGAAUGUCAGAUUGGAAACUCCCCUUCCCCUGAUGCACCAUUAUCUGAACAUAAUAAACAGAAUGAAGAAUUUAGAAAUCAGAAUAGGAUCAUGAAUGAUGCUAUUAGGAACCUAGCCUCUAAAGUUGAAUCCUUAGCCACCCACAACAAAAUGCUAGAGAAUCAGGUCACUCAACUAGCCCAGCAAUUUAACUCUUCUUCCAGACCUUCUGGGAUGUUUCCUGGACAACCUGAAACCAACCCCAAGGAAUCUAUCAAUGCCAUUACACUUAGGAGUGGAAAAGAGCUAGAGACACCAAUGAUGAGGAGUGAUCAUAGGGAUGUGAUUGAUGAGAGUGAGAAGUUGGUGACAAGUGAGAAAGAUCAUAUUGGUGAGAAAGGGGAGAAUGUUGAGAGAUAUGUAGCACCUGCACCUUAUAAGCCUCCACUACCCUUCCCUCAAAGGCAAGUUAAAGCUAAGUUGGAAAAACACUUUGGGAAAUUCAUAGAAAUAUUAAAAAAAUUGCAUAUUAACAUCCCAUUUGUUGAAGCCAUUUCCCAAAUGCCAUCCUAUGCCAAAUUCUUAAAGGAGAUUCUAUCAAAUAAGAGGCGAUUAGAGGAAUAUGAAACUGUAGCCUUGACCCAAGAGUGUAGUGACAUCAUACAAAAUAAGCUACCACCUAAGCUUAAAGAUCCUGACUCAUUUUCAAUCCCUUGCACAAUUGGUGAUAUGUCAAUUAAUCAUGCUCUAUGUGAUCUCGGUGCUAGUGUCAGUCUUAUGCCAUUGUCUAUAUGUAACAAGUUACAGAUGGGAGACUUGAAGCCUACUACUAUCUCCCUCCAAUUGGCGGAUCGAUCGGUUAAACGUCCGAUAGGAUUCUCAAAUCCCCAUUAUAUUGGGAAGACUUUUCCUUGCUACCGCUGGAGCGAUAAUUGA